AUGUUCAUGUUGAUGCGCUUGCUUUACAUACUCCCUCUGUUUCAUCUUAUUCAUUCGUUUCCUUCCAAGCAGCCACUAUGCCAUGAUGAUGAGAGCUCAGCCUUGUUGCAAUUCAAGAAAAGCUUUAUCAUAAACAAGUCUGUUUCUUUGUAUGAUCCUAUUGCAAAUCAUAGGAUUGAAACUUGGACAUUAGAAGGAGAAAACAGUGAUUGCUGCUCCUGGGAUGGUGUAGACUGUGAUGAGGACACAGGUCAUGUGAUUGGCCUUGACCUCAGUAGCAGUUGGCUCUACGGUUCAAUCAACUCCAACAGCACUCUCUUUCGUCUUGUUCACUUACGAAGGCUUAACCUUGCAGACAAUCACUUUAACUACUCUCAAAUCCCGUCCCAGGUUGGAACUCUUUCAAAACUCACAUAUCUCAAUCUCUCACAUUCUGCGUUUUUUGGUCAAAUCCCAUUUGAAGUUUCAAAACUUUCCCAACUGUCAUCUCUGGAUCUAUGUUGCAACUAUGAUUUGUCUUCAGGCAUAUACUUCUUACAAUUCAAACAGUUGAGUCUAACAAGCCUAGUUGGAAACCUAGCGCGCAUAGAAAACCUUGAUCUAAGUGGGGUGAAUAUAUUCUCCACGGUGCCUAAUAUCUUUGCAAACUUGUCUAAUUUAAGGUCCCUUUAUCUCCAUGAUUGUGGAAUGCAUGGGCAAUUUCCAAUAGGCAUCUUUAAGCUACCAAAUUUGCGGGUUCUUGACGUGAAGUACAACCAAGAUCUCACUGGUUCUUGGCCUCACUUUCAAUAUUGGAGUAGUCGUUUGGAGGAGAUUGACCUUGGAAGCACCGGUUUCACUGCUGAGCUACCCACUUCUAUGGGAAAUUUCGGCUCCUUGAUUGCUUUGAAUUUUGGGGGUUGCAACUUCUCAGGAUCCAUUCCUUCUUCAAUUGGUAACCUCACAAAUCUUAUUUAUCUUAAGCUUUCAAAUAACACUUUGGCGGGUAACAUCCCGUCUUCAAUUGGAAAUCUUAUCCAACUUGCUUUUCUAGACCUCUAUGAUAAUCAAUUGUCCGGUCCAUUCACUUUUGGGCUUACAAACUUGACACAACUGGUUGUCCUUAACUUGGGCGGCAAUCAUUUAUCUGGCCCAAUUCCUUUUGGGCUUAUGAACCUCACAAAAUUAUAUGUCUUGGGCCUUUGGGAAAAUGAGUUUGAAGGUCAGUUUACAAUCUCCAUCCUUAAACAAAAUAAUCUUUAUUUUCUUGAUAUUUCUGCUAAUUACCUUAGUGGAACUUUGUUUAUUUGCAACAUGACUUCUCUUCAUAUCCUUGAUGUGUCUGAUAACUACUUUAGUGGUUCACUUCUUCCGUGCUUGCACAAUAUCUUGGAAUUGAGGAUGAUUAGUUUGAGAGGAAACAAAUUCCAAGGACUAUUACCAAGAUCAUUGUCCAAUUGCACCAUGUUAGAGGCCAUUGAUGUUAGUGAAAAUCAAUUCAAUGACACUUUUCCCUCUUGGUUGGGAAAUCUUCCAAACUUAAAGCUUCUCCUAUUGCAGUCCAACAAAUUCUAUGGUCAAAUAUUAGAAAGUCCUGAAACCAAUUAUCAAUUCCCCAACUUGCGAAUUAUUGAUCUUUCUUACAAUAGUUUUAUCGGAAGGUUGCCAUUAAAGUCCUUUAGAAAUUGGAACACCUUGAAAUUGGACAAUGAAUUCCACUUGACAUAUAUUCAGGCAAAACUAUAUUCUAGUGAUGGGACAUACCAUAUGUAUUACAAUUAUGAUUAUACAAUGCAACUAACAAACAAAGGUCUAGAUAUAGCGUACGAUAAGGUCCAAGAAUUCUAUAGAGCCAUUGAUAUGUCAAGUAAUAGGUUUGUUGGAGAGAUUCCAGGUUACAUUGGAGAUUUGAAAAAGCUUCAUAUGCUGAAUUUUUCCAACAACAUUCUCAUCGGACACAUUCCACCAUCUAUAGGAAAUCUUACCAUGCUAGAAUCAUUGGACCUUUAUCAAAAUAGGCUCUUAGGAGAGAUUUCAUCACAACUAACACAGCUUAUUUUUCUCGAAUGGUUCAAUGUUUCUCAUAAUCAACUCAAUGGCUCUAUACCACAUGAGAAACAAUUUGAUACAUUUGAAAACAAAUCAUUUAAGGGGAAUGUAGGCUUGUGUGGUAAUCCAUUAUCAAAGAAGUGUGGGGAUUCUGAUUCUUCACUACCUUUACCUUCAACUUCUAAACAAAUUCAAGAUUUUGCUGUGUCUCUCUUUGAAUUUGGUUGGGAAAUAGUUUUGAUUGGGUAUGGAUUUGGACUAAUCGUCGGAGUGAUAAUUGGCAACAUUGUGGCUACAAAAAAACUUGAUUGGUUGAUGAAGACCUUUGGAAUAAGGCAACGGACACAAGAAAUGUGA
Molecule: messenger RNA, 2385 nt
Organism: Quercus robur (English oak)
Lineage: Eukaryota; Viridiplantae; Streptophyta; Magnoliopsida; Fagales; Fagaceae
Product: receptor-like protein 9DC3
Exons: 1
Coding region: 1-2385 (794 amino acids)
Molecular function (GO): protein binding
Source: RefSeq, a predicted model, not a curated record